CUGACGGGAGAACAAACACACGCGCCUUUAGAGGGAAGGGAAAGGACGGGGAGAGGUGGCCGGCGGAAGCGCUGUCCGAGGUACCUAAGCAAGACUACAGAGGUGUUUGCUGCGCCUGAUGCCACUAGGCGCGUGCGAAACUGAGACAUCCCAAGUCCAGCGAGAAGGGGCGGGCAACAGACCUGUCUAACCCAAAGACGCUCCAGCGACUGUCCUUUUCCAGCAGCACUUUGGGCAGGCAGCUGAUCCAAAGUACACCCGAAUAUACCAUGGAGCAGGAGAAAUAUUUACCCGAGCUGAUGGCAGAGAAAGAUAGCCUGGAUCCUUCCUUUGUUCAUGCAAUGCGCCUUUUGGCUGAAGAAAUUGAAAAGUUCCAGAGUUCUGAUGAGAAAAAGGAAGAUGAAGAUAAAAAAUACCUUGAUGUCAUCAGCAAUAAAAACAUAAAGCUGUCUGAAAGGGUAUUGAUUCCUGUGAAACAGUAUCCAAAGUUCAAUUUUGUGGGCAAAUUGCUUGGUCCAAGAGGAAAUUCCUUGAAAAGGUUACAAGAAGAAACAGGGGCCAAAAUGUCUAUCCUGGGGAAAGGUUCUAUGAGAGACAAAGCAAAGGAAGAAGAAUUAAGGAAGAGUGGGGAAGCCAAAUAUGCACACUUGAGUGAUGAACUACACGUAUUAAUUGAAGUGUUUGCCCCCCCUGGGGAAGCUUAUUCACGGAUGAGUCAUGCCUUGGAAGAAAUUAAAAAAUUCCUUGUUCCAGACUAUAAUGAUGAAAUCCGUCAGGAGCAAUUACGGGAAUUAUCAUAUUUAAAUGGUUCAGAAGAUUCAGCUCGUGGACGAGGCAUUCGAGGAAGAGGCAUCCGGGUUCCUCCUGCUGCUCCCGCAAGGGGACGCGGAGGUGCAAUUCCUCCACCACCACCUGGACGAGGAGCUCAAGCACCAAGAGGAACCCCUGUGACACGCGGAGUACUUCCAGUACCACCUGUAACCAGGGGUGUUCCGACCCCUCGAGCAAGAGGAAUUCCAGCAGUACCAGGUUACAGGCCACCCCCUCCCCCAGCACAUGAAGCCUAUGAAGAAUAUGGAUAUGAUGAUGGUUAUGGGGGUGAAUAUGAUGAACCAAGUUAUGAGGCGUAUGACAAUAGUUAUGCUACACAAACACAGAGUCUGCCUGAAUAUUAUGACUAUGGUCAUGGAACAAGUGAAGACGCUUAUGACAGCUACGCACAAGAAGAAUGGGCCAUAACCCGUCCAAGCUUAAAGGCACCACCUUCCAGGUCAACCAGAGGGGGUUACAGGGAACACCCCUAUGGUAGAUAUUGAAGGUCCUCUUCAUCUGUGACCUCACCUUAAAGACAAUUAAUAACCCAUGGUCUCCACGUAAACAGCAAUGAGACAAGUAAUAGCCCAUUUCUUUUCUAUCCUAGGAAUUACUGCUUAUGAUUACCCUAGAUAUACUUCUUGUGUUUCUACAUUGGAGUGACACUGGCAUUAGUAUUAUUUUAUAACAUGGACUUGACAAGACGUUUGGCAAGCAUUGUCUAAACCAUUCAGCAAGAUGAUGUUCUCUUGUUUGUGCCUCACUGUUGUGUGUAAUUUUAAAGCAAAACAGGAAAAAAGCAUGAAGCAGUUACACACCAUGCAUCUGUCCCGUUCCCCCGGAUGCUACUAAAGCUGAGUUUUAUCAAGGGUUGCUAAAAA
Molecule: messenger RNA, 1694 nt
Organism: Heteronotia binoei (common prickly gecko)
Lineage: Eukaryota; Metazoa; Chordata; Lepidosauria; Squamata; Gekkonidae
Gene: KHDRBS2
Product: KH RNA binding domain containing, signal transduction associated 2
Exons: 9
Coding region: 270-1316 (348 amino acids)
Biological process (GO): regulation of alternative mRNA splicing, via spliceosome
Cellular component (GO): nucleus
Molecular function (GO): poly(A) binding; mRNA binding
Source: RefSeq, a predicted model, not a curated record